Hordeum vulgare subsp. vulgare (domesticated barley) is the source of this 2041-nucleotide messenger RNA. RefSeq names its product transcription factor TGAL6-like. Lineage: Eukaryota; Viridiplantae; Streptophyta; Magnoliopsida; Poales; Poaceae. The record is from RefSeq and is a predicted model, not a curated record. Gene Ontology annotation, biological process: regulation of DNA-templated transcription; DNA-templated transcription. The coding region runs from base 314 to 1585 and encodes 423 amino acids. The transcript is spliced from 8 exons. Gene Ontology annotation, molecular function: DNA-binding transcription factor activity; sequence-specific DNA binding.
UACUCAAGGGCUCUUUAUACUUUGGCUCCCCCUUUCCAACAGAAGGCAGUCCGCUCGGCUCUUUGCCUCUUUAUAUAGCGCCGCAUCACUCCAUCUGCCCAACUUGGUGCCCUCUCGAGCUCGGCGAGACCAGAUCAUCUCUGGAGGAGUACUCGCCAUCUCGCUGUUCAUAGUUCGAGUUUUUUGCUGCCGGUUUGGAGGAAGCUAUCCUCCUCUGUCGACGACAAGAAGACCGCAACCGGAUAUGAGGUGAUCAAUUCAGGUGUAUCUUCUAAAAGGGUGAUCAAACCAGGUAGCAUGGUAUAAGGACACAAUGGAGCUCUACCCCGGAUACCUUGAAGACCACUUCAACAUUCACAAGCUUAGCGGGACCGGCGGCGCGUCCCCGCCGGAGUACAUGACCUCGGCGCAGUACGCGCCGGCGCCCCUCAGGAUGGGGAUGUACGAGCGCGCCCAACCGCCGCAGCAGCACCAGCAGCAGCAGCAGCAGCACCAGCUGCAGCCGGUGCUGGGCAUGUGGAGCAGCGAGCCCUACAAGGUCGACAGCGGCGGCCAGGCCACCAGCGGGUCCAGCAUCAUGGAGCCCGACGCCAAGUUCGACCACGCAGGGCUAGACGAAGAUCCGCAGAUGGACGAACUGGAGACGGCGGGCGACGCCGAUCAGGAAGCCAGCAAGCCAAGAGAAAAGGUCUUGAGAAGACUCGCACAGAACAGAGAAGCUGCCCGCAAAAGCCGCCUCAGAAAAAAGGCUUACAUCCAGCAGCUAGAGUCGAGCCGGAUAAAACUGGCGCAGCUGGAGCAAGAGCUGCAGCGCGCGAGGCAGCAGCAGGGGGUGUACGGGGGCAGCAACCCGGGGACGAGCCUGCAGCGCCACCACGGGGGCUCGGCCGGCCUCGGGUUCGCGGCGGCGGGGCAGAUGAUGGACCCCGGCGUGGCGGCGUUCGAGAUCAAGUACGGGCACUGGGUGGACGAGCAGAAGCGGCACACGGAGCAGCUGCGGAGCGCGCUGCAGCAGGGGCAGGGCACGUCGGAGCUGGAGCUGCAGAUGAUGGUGGAGACCGGGCUCGCCAACUACGACGACCUCUUCCGGAUCAAGGGCGCCGCCGCGCAGUCCGACGUCUUCUGCGUCAUGUCGGGGCUCUGGAGGUCCCCCGCCGAGCGCUUCUUCCUCUGGAUCGGCGGCUUCCGGCCGUCCGAGGUCCUCAAGAUCUUGAGCCCGCAGCUGCAUCCGAUGACGGAGGCGCAGUCGGUGGCGGUGUACGGGCUGCAGCUGACGUCGGCGCAGGCGGAAGACGCGCUGUCGCAGGGGAUGCAGAAGCUGCAGCAGACGCUGGCCGAGUCCCUGACCGACCCAUUCGCCGCCCCCGACGCCUACAUGGUCGGUGCCGUGGAGAAGCUCAAGGGCCUCGUCGGCUUCGUGCAGCAGGCGGACCACCUCCGGCUGGAGACGCUGCAGAACAUGCACAGGAUCCUGACGACGCGGCAGGCGGCCAAGGGCUUGCUCGUGCUGGGGGACUACUUCCAGCGCCUCCGCGCGCUCAGCACGCUCUGGGCGGCCCGCCCGCGCGAGUCGGCCAUAAGCUAAACUCUACUUCCUACUCACUUAGCAAUGGCGGAAGCAGAGAAAGGUCGAUGAUGGCGCAGAAGAAGGUAGUACGUACGUACGUAGUAAUCCAUCCGCUGGCCAGCGGAGGACGAAGAGAUCAUCCAUCUCGCUGGGUUGAAGGGAGAACCGGAGACGAUCGAGGUAGGCAUUCAGAGCCGCGCCGUAUGUAAGCGCGCGCGCGCGUACGUGCUCGCUAUCUUGCAUAUUUUCCAGAUGAUGACAGGGUAAACCAGGGUAAUUAAUCAGAGGUGGGCUGAUCGAGGAUGUGUAAAUACUUCAUAUUUUGGUGUGAUGAUGGUGGAUGGUGUAGCGAUGAAAUUGCUAUAAGAAAUUACACAGGGAGGAAUUGUAGCGCUGGUGAUCCGGUAUAUAUCAUGUAAUUGUUUGUGGUUAGGGUGUUGAUCGUACUGUAUAUGGAGGAAAUGUUUUGGUAAA